UGAACAAAUUUCUAAUGCCGAAGAUUACAAGAACUUGUAUGAUACAUCAGAAACCUUUAAAAAAACUUCAAAUGAUGAACUUAACAAGUGGCUAAUCAUUUCAAAAUCAUUAAUGAAUGAAGAUGGUAUUGAUGAUUUGAAAAAGUUUAGUAAUCAAUCUCAGGAAUUUAUCACAUGA
Molecule: messenger RNA, 178 nt
Organism: Racocetra fulgida
Lineage: Eukaryota; Fungi; Glomeromycota; Glomeromycetes; Diversisporales; Gigasporaceae
Source: the annotation of a GenBank genome assembly